AUGGGGUGCAUGGGGGCGGGCUGCCUGGCAGCGCUGGCUGUGCUGUGUGGGGCUUUCGGGGAUGCUCCCAGCAGAGGCAUCAAAUGCGGGGGGGUGCUUUCAGCACCCUCUGGCAAUUUCUCCAGCCCCAACUUCCCGGGGCUGUACCCCUACGAGACAGAGUGCACGUGGCUGAUCGUGGUGGCCGAGGGCUCCUCCGUCCUGCUCUCCUUCAGCCACUUCGAGUUGGAGUACCACGCCGCCUGUGCCUACGACUACCUCCAGGUCUACAACGGGGCUGCCCGGGAUCAGGGCAACCUCCUGGGCACCUUCUGCGGCCACAGCCCCCCGCCACCCUUCUCCUCCGCCUGGCACGUCAUGGCCAUCGUCUUCCGCUCCGACCGGCAUGUGGCCAAGCGCGGCUUUGCCGCUGCCUACCAGAAAGAUGCCUGUGGUGGGCAGCUGACAGGACUGUCCGGGGAGAUCACCAGCCCCCGCUACCCCGAGAGCUACCCCAACGAAGCCGAGUGCCGCUGGAGCAUCGGGGGGGCUGGCGGCCCCCUCACACUGGUGUUCACCGACUUCCAGGUGGAGGGGGGCCAGGGCUGCACCUUCGACUACGUGGCCCUUUUCGAUGGCCCCACCACUGCUGCCCCCCGCCUGGGACGCUACUGCGGCAGCGCCCGCCCACCUCGCACCGUUGUCAGAGUGGUGGGGUUUGCUUUAAUUUUUUCCUUUCCCUUCGUUCCCCGAGCAGGCGAGUGCCAGGAGGUGUUCACCACCAUCAAAGGGAAUCUCUCCAGCCCUCGGUACCCCAACUUCUACCCCAACAACCUCAAGUGCCAGUGGAGCAUCCGGCUGCCCCUGCGCUACCGGGUCAAGGUCUUCUUCUUGGACAUGGAGCUGGAGGGCCGGAGCAGCCUGACAGGCAGCUGUGACUAUGACCACCUGGCCGCCUUCGAUGGUGGCGCUGAGAACGGGUCCCUGCUGGGGCGGUGGUGCGGGCGGGAGAGCCUGGCGCCCAUCCCCUCCCGCAGCAACCAGCUGCUGCUGGUCCUCCACACCGACCGCAACACGGCCAAGAGGGGCUUCUCCAUCGCCUACGUGGGAGUUGUGCCCAUGAACGUCAGCUGCACCCGGACAGAAUUCCACAUCCGGAUCCCCGUGCAGUCCCUGGCCCAGCUGGAGAGGAAUAGGAUUUAUUUGGGGACCCCCUCCUGUGCAGCCCAGGUGGUUGGUGGGAACUUUAAAAUACACACCAGGUUCGACACCUGCAGCACCGAAUCCCAGAAACGCAACAACACAUCCGUCAUUGUCAGCACCCUCUACAUCGAUUUUUCGGUGGGCAACCAGGAGGACAUCCACCAGUACGAGGUGCAGUGUGAGCCAAAGAGGAAGGAAGCCUCGGUGACCCUCAUCGCCGGCCCUGACCCGUCCAGGCUCAGCCAGGCAGAAAACCUGGUAGAUGCCCAACAGCGGGACAGGGAAGCAAUGGAUGCCCACGAAAUCAAGAGCCAGGACACCAGCGACAUCGUCUUCAUCAGCAUCUGCAUCCUGGCCGGGCUCCUCAUGGUCAUCGCGGUGGUGGGGCUCGUGCUUCUGUAG
Pygoscelis adeliae (Adelie penguin) is the source of this 1584-nucleotide messenger RNA. RefSeq names its product CUB domain containing protein 2 (gene CDCP2). The coding region runs from base 1 to 1584 and encodes 527 amino acids. The transcript has 6 exons. The record is from RefSeq and is a predicted model, not a curated record. Lineage: Eukaryota; Metazoa; Chordata; Aves; Sphenisciformes; Spheniscidae.